AUGUCGCUUAGCGAGUCUUUCGGGUACUUGCCGUCGUCCUGGUUCGGGUUUGUGCAGCACUCGUUCGCUCUGCUGUGCCUGGUCGCCGUCGUCUACAAAGUCGUCGUGCUCCUGAUUCAGAGGAGGGAUGCCUUGCGAAACUUUAAGGCGUUCACGGGACCGCCGGGCCACUGGUUCUUUGGGCAUGUCCUGCAGUUAAAACAAGAUGGGACUGACUUGGACCGGAUGGUCAAAUGGGGGGAGCAGUACCCCUAUGCCUUCCCUCUGUGGUUUGGUCCCUGUGUCUGUUACAUGAACAUCCACCAUCCAGAUUAUGUGAAAAGCAUCCUGACAUCAACAGAGCCAAAAGAUGAUUAUGCUUACAAAUUCAUCAAGACCUGGAUUGGUGACGGCCUGCUGGUUUCUCACGGUCAGAAAUGGUUCCGCCACAGAAGGCUCCUGACUCCGGGUUUCCAUUACGACGUGCUGAAAUCACACCUAAAAUUAAUGUCGGAGUCAGCUAAAACCAUGUUGGACAAAUGGGAGCGUUAUUCCAGCAGCGGCGAGUCCUUCGAGCUGUUUGAACACGUCAGCCUGAUGACACUGGACACCCUCAUGAAGUGCGCGUUCAGUCGCAACAGCAACUGUCAAACCGAGAGUGGAACCAACGAGUACAUCAAAUCGGUGUACCAGCUCACCGAUUUGAUCAACCUUCGCUUUCGGACCUUUCCUUACCACAACGACCUCGUUUACUAUCUGAGUCCACACGGCUUCAGGCACAGGAGAGCCUGCAAGGUGGCUCAUAGUCAUACAGAGGAAGUGAUAAGGAAGAGAAAAGAAGCCCUGAAGGAAGAGAAGGAGCCGGAGCGUAUCCGGACUAAAAGGACGUUGGACUUUCUAGACAUUCUGCUCUUGGCAAGAGAUGAGAACAAGCAGGGGCUUUCGGAUGAAGACAUCCGAGCCGAGGUGGACACCUUCAUGUUUGAAGGCCACGACACCACCGCCAGUGGCAUCUCCUUCAUCCUCCACACCCUCGCCUGCCACCCGGAACACCAGAACAAGUGCCGGGAGGAGAUCGCCCAAGUCCUGGACGGCAAAGACAACAUGGAGUGGGAGGAUCUGAGCAAGAUGCCGUACACCACCAUGUGCAUCAAAGAAUCGCUGCGGCUGUUCCCGCCUGUGCCGGGAAUGGCGCGAAAACUCACCAAACCCAUCACUUUUGUGGAUGGAAGGACUAUGCCGGCAGGUUCUCUCGUCGGGACGAGUGUGUAUGCGCUCCACAGGAAUGCCACAGUCUGGGAAAACCCAAAUAUGUUUGACCCACUUCGCUUCCUGCCGGAGAACUCUUCCGAAAGGUCACCGCAUGCUUUUGUGCCCUUCUCUGCUGGCCCCAGGAACUGCAUCGGUCAGAACUUUGCCAUGAACGAGCUGAAAGUGGUGGUGGCUUUAACUCUGAGGAGGUACCAGCUGAUGGAGGACCCCACGAGGAAGCCCAAGAUCAUUCCUCGACUGGUGCUUCGCUCGCUCAACGGCAUCCACAUAAGGAUCAAAGCUCUGGAUACCUGAGUCCGUCUUGUCAGUGAUAUUUUAGUCCUUAUAUUCACCACUAUGGCUGCAGAAUUGUACCCCCCCCCCCCCCACCACGUCUUGUUUUUAACAAACAACAAUAACGGCCAGUAAAGACAAAUACGAUUCUGAAUAAUAAUGUAGGACAUUUAUUUGGGAUAUGAAUAAGAAAACCUUUAAAUUACACUGCCACUGGUGUGAACAUUUUAAAUUUCAGCUAACGUGGUUACUGAGUGGCCAAGUAAGUUCAAUGGUCGCCUGACAGGUGGUCAAUGUUUACCAAACAUGAGUUGGAAAUUUCUUUCCACAUGAGACGCGUCGCCAGUUUUGAAUUCAGGAAAGUAAAACCGUCACAUUUAUCAUGAUUUGGCAGAAAUCCAAAGUUAACACCAUAUGCUUGUGCGGACUUUCAAAUGAUGUCAAUUUGUAGUAGGGCUGUCGCUACUGAAAAAUGUAAUUUCAUGACAUGUUCUUCUAUUAAAUUGAGAAAGCUUCUUUUGAUUUAUUUCAGUUUAAAUGUCCUUAAAUCUUUUGUUGGUAACUGUGUUGAAAUGUUGGCAAUGUAUCUUCUUCCAGUAAUUUUAAAAAGCUGUUUUUGCUUUGCCUUUUAAUGUUGUCAGCCGAUCAAUGUGUCAAAACAUUUCAGUGUUGUGCUCUUGGUUGUGUGAAGCCCAUUGAGAUGUCUUGUGUAUGUAAUGUGCUAAAAAAAAAAGUUGCCUGCCUUCCUUUCAUGAAA
This is a messenger RNA of Hippocampus zosterae (dwarf seahorse), 2281 nucleotides long. RefSeq names its product cytochrome P450 4B1-like. The transcript is spliced from 12 exons. NCBI's taxonomy places the organism in Eukaryota, Metazoa, Chordata, Actinopteri, Syngnathiformes, Syngnathidae. Bases 1 to 1545 code for a protein of 514 amino acids. Gene Ontology annotation, molecular function: oxidoreductase activity, acting on paired donors, with incorporation or reduction of molecular oxygen; monooxygenase activity; iron ion binding. The record is from RefSeq and is a predicted model, not a curated record.